CUCGUAAAAGUAAUGUAUGGUCUCAUUGUUACAAAUCGCCUUGAAUUUCGUUUAAAGUCAAUAUUUAAAAUAGAAAAAGACCUCAUUGGUUUAAAUCGCGAAUACUGAAAUAAAACGGUUUGAUAAAAUUUUCAACGUUGAAGAACUUUCUUUAAAGUUAGUGAAUUUUUUUAAGGGAGAGGUGAUUCUGAAUUUUUCUAUUUAUAGAUAACAAAUAUGAAUUUCUUGGUAAAAAUAAUCUUUUACUGUAUGAUAGUAAGUCAAGCGAUGUCUUAUUACUUUUACAAUGCAAAAACCAAACAAGUUUUGUCCACACCUUCAUUGAAGGUUCCCGAAGGAUUCAGAAUUAUGCAGCCACCAAAAACUCUGAAACUCAACAGAGAAAUAUUUACGGAAGGCCUCUACUGUCAAGACAUUGGUUUUUCCUGUACCCAACAGUUUAAUUAUUCAUCAACUUAUCAGUUCGAAUGCGAAAAUGACAGCAACUGCCCUAAAUCGUUCAUCUGUUGUCAUCAAAAUUGUUUCAAGCACAGGGUGUGUAUUAAAGCCGCUACAAAACUAAUUUCUAGAAAUUUAAAGAAAAACAUACUGGCCCCUUCAGUAACACCACAAAAUAGGCUCGAUAAUAAUCGUUGUGAAAAAUGGCCUUAUAAUUGUUAUCAGCCUUAUCCAGCCUAUCUAACUUACAAAUUUAAAUGUGAUUAUGAUGGACAAUGUCCUAAUGGGUUUAAAUGCUGUCAACAAGAGUGUUUUACACAUAAAAUUUGCUCGAAGUCUUAUAAAAUGGUUGAGGAACUAAGAAGGGACGAUAAUAAAUUAAAAAAAUUAAAUAGUAUAAAAUACGGAAACGCGGAAACAAUUCAUACGCCAUUAUAUCGUAAUGGAAUGAAUGAUAAUAGAGAAAAUAAAUAUUUGCCAUCCAACUAUCCUGCAGAAAAUAAAACUGAUUUGAUUAGGACUACAAGGGAGGUAGAAAGUGUAACUGAACAAAAUGAAAGUAUAACAGAAGAAGAAGAAAAAGAAGAAACAGAGGAAGAAGAAAAUUCAGCCGAGGAAGAAGAAAAUUCAACGGAAGAAGACACUUCAACAAUUGAUCCUAAUAGUAUUAAUUCAGACUAUAGUGUUUAUUAUGAAAAUGAGGAAGAAGAAGAAGAAGAAGAAGAAUAAAAGAAUAGCUAAUCACGUUGCUUUGUCAAAAUAAUGAAAUAUUACUAUAUGUUUUGUAAUGUUAUUGUUGUAAUAUAAGUAAAUUGUAAAUUUUUCU
Molecule: messenger RNA, 1264 nt
Organism: Psylliodes chrysocephalus
Lineage: Eukaryota; Metazoa; Arthropoda; Insecta; Coleoptera; Chrysomelidae
Source: the annotation of a GenBank genome assembly